AUAGAUUCCGUUAUUAGGCAGUCCUGGGUGGAGAGAGCAGCGGAGGGUCAACAGCUCGAGGGCGAGGCACUCGUGAACUGAAAAAAAAAAACCAGAAAGAAAAAAAAAAGACCAUGGUUGCGCCGAGUGAGCUCGGCCGCCAUCAUGCUCUAGUUUCCCCUUCGCCUCUCCGGGUCCGCGACCGAGGAAGCGGCCUCUGGGAUGCUGAGGGGGUGUGUCCCCGGGUGAUUGGCGCAGGCGGCGCAGCCAAUCGGCGCUCGUCCAACGGGAAGCGCUGGGCCAAUGACCGGCGACGGCAGCAGCGCGGCCUCGGAGGGGCGGAACCGCAGCUUGACGGGCACCCGAGGCAGCCAGUGAAAGCCGGCGGCAUCUUCCCCGCGGCCAAUGGCGUGGGGGCCGGGGCGGGCGCUCGAGUGUUUGUGUUGUGGUUUUGGGGGAGGGAGGCGGAGGGGAAAGUUUGUUUAUUUUGUUUUUAGUUUCUGGGGUCCCCGUGUUUCUGGGCGGCGAAGCGGGCGGGAGUGACCCUCGGCGCCCCUCAGUCCCCUCGCUACGUCGCCUCCUCGGGCCUGCGGAGAAGCGGGGGACCGCGCGCGCAUCGCCUCGCCUCCCAGCGGACCGCCGCGCGCCGGGAGCCGAGCCGGCUCGGCGGCUCUCGGGUUUUUUUGCACUGAAUGUAGCCUAGACUCCUCCUCAAGGGCUUGUGUUGCCCCCAGCGUACUGUCGAAGGCAGUAUUUGCGUGUUCCUGCAGAGUUUUGCACAAAGUCUGUUCCCAUGCAAACCAAUGAGGGAGAAGUGUCUGAAGAAAGCAGCUCCAAGGUGGAACAGGAGGAUUUUGUAAUGGAAGGGCAUGGCAAGACUCCACCUCCUGGUGAAGAAAGCAAACAAGAGAAGGAGCAAGAAAGGGAAGAACAGUUAAUGGAAGACAAGAAAAGGAAGAAAGAGGAUAAAAAGAAAAAAGAAGCCACUCAGAAGGUCACGGAACAAAAAACCAAAGUGCCCGAAGUGACGAAACCAAGUUUAAGCCAACCAGCGGCCGCCAGCCCCAUUGGCAGCUCUCCAUCGCCACCAAUCAAUGGUGGCAACAAUGCCAAAAGGGUGGCAGUGCCGAACGGACAACCGCCCAGCGCCGCCCGCUACAUGCCCCGGGAGGUGCCGCCGCGAUUCCGUUGCCAGCAGGACCACAAAGUGUUACUGAAACGCGGGCAGCCGCCGCCGCCGUCGUGCAUGCUCCUCGGGGGCGGGGCGGGGCCUCCUCUCCCCACCGCACCCGGAGCGAACCCCAGCACCGCGCCGGGCACCCCGGGGACCCCGGGCACCGGGACGUUGCUGCCGAACGAGGGCGGGGCUGCACCAGAGUCCACCCUUGGAGGUGCUGCUGCUUCAAAUUAUGCAAAUUCCACUUGGGGACCGGGAGCCUCCAACAGCGGCGCCUCCCCCAACCCGACUCACAUCUGGGACAAGGUGAUUGUAGACGGGUCCGACAUGGAAGAGUGGCCUUGCAUCGCCAGCAGAGACACCGAGUCUUCUUCCGAAAACACCGCCGAGAACAACAGUGCCUCAACCCCUGGCUCCGAGAAGAGCACUGUGCCAGGGAGCACCACUAGUAACAAAGGAAAAGGAAGCCAGUGCCAGUCUGCAAGUCCCGGGAACGAAUGUAACCUCGGGGUCUGGAAGUCGGACCCCAAGGCUAAGUCUGUUCAAUCUUCCAGCUCUCCGACAGAGAAUAGCGGUGGACUAGGAAAUUGGAGGAAUGUGAGUGGGCAGGAUAGACUCGGACCCGCUUCCGGCUUCAGCAACUUUAACCCAAAUAGCAACCCAUCUGCCUGGCCAGCACUGGUCCAAGAAGGAAAUUCCCGAAAGGGGCCGCUGGAGGCCGAGAACAGCAAUUCCAGUGCCCAGGUCACCGCCGUCGGUCAGGCGUCCAGGGAACAGCAGUCAAAGAUGGAAAAUGCGGGUGUUAAUUUUGUUGUCUCGGGCAGAGAGCAGGCUCAACUUCAUAACACUGAUGGACCAAAAAAUGGAAACACUAACUCCUUGAACUUAAGUUCACCAAACCCUCUGGAGAAUAAGGGAAUGGCCUUCGGCCUGGGCUUGGGGAACGCCUCCAGGGGCACUGAUACCCCUUCGCAAAGCACUGGAGAUCGAAAGACUGGGAGCGUUGGAUCUUGGGGUGCAGCUAGGGGGCCUUCUGGAACUGACACAACCUCUGGACAAAGCAAUUCUGGAAACAGUGGGAACAAUGGAAAGGAGAGAGAGGACUCCUGGAAGGGGGGAUCUGUUCAGAAGGCGAGUGGGUCAAAAAACGAUUCUUGGGACAACAAUAACAGGUCUACGGGUGGGUCCUGGAACUUUGGCCCGCAGGACGCGAGCGACAGCAAAUGGGGUGAAGGGAACAAAAUGACAUCUGGGGUCUCUCAGGGAGAAUGGAAACAGCUGACUGGGUCUGACGAGUUGAAAAUUGGAGAAUGGAGUGGUCCAAACCAACCAAAUUCUAGCACUGGAGCAUGGGACAAUCAAAAGGGCCACCCCCUCCCUGAAAACCAAGGCAAUGCCCAGGCUCCCUGCUGGGGACGAUCUUCCAGCUCCACAGGAAGUGAGGUUGGAGGUCAAAGCACUGGAAGCAACCACAAAGCAGGAAGUAGCGACAGCCACAAUUCCGGCCGUCGGUCGUACCGGCCCGCACAUCCCGAUUGUCAGGCUGUCUUGCAGACUCUCUUGAGCCGAACUGAUUUGGACCCCAGGGUGCUCUCCAACACGGGCUGGGGCCAGACGCAAAUCAAGCAGGAGACCGUGUGGGACAUCGAAGAGGCGCCGCGGCCCGAGGGCAAGUCGGACAAGGGGACUGAGGGGUGGGAGAGCGCUGCCACACAGACCAAGAACUCAGGGGGCUGGGGGGACGCACCUAGCCAAAGCAAUCAAAUGAAGUCUGGAUGGGGAGAGCUCUCCGCCCCGACAGAGUGGAAAGACCCCAAGAGCACGGGCGGCUGGACCGACUACAAGAACAGCAACUCCUCCGGCUGGGGAGGGGGCCGGGCGGACGAGAAGGCCGCCUCCUCGUGGAACGAGAACCCGGGCAAGGAGCAGGGCUGGGGGGGCGGACGCCAGCCCGGCCAAGGGUGGGCUUCCGGGAAGAACGGCUGGGGCGAGGACGUCGAUCCGGCCAAGGGCAGCAACUGGGACAGCUCGGCCGGCAAACCCGUGUCGGGGUGGGGCGAAGGCGGGCAAAGUGAGAUCGGGACCUGGGGCAACGGGGGCGGCGCCGGCCUGACCUCCAAAGGCGGCUGGGAAGACUGUAAGCGCUCGCCAGCCUGGACCGAGACCGGCAGACAGCCCAGUUCCUGGAACAAACAGCACCAACAGCCGCCACCGCCCCAGCAGCCGCCGCCGCAGCCACAGCCGCAGCCGGAGCCUUCGAGUUCCUGGGGAGGCCCCCCGCCGCCCCCUGCGGGCAACGGGAGACCGGCGAGCUCCAGCUGGGGCAGUGGACCGCCGCCGGGAGCCCCCAAGGACGAGGAGCCCAGCGGCUGGGAAGAGCCGUCCCCGCAGUCAAUUAGCCGGAAAAUGGACAUUGAUGACGGCACUUCGGCGUGGGGCGACCCCAACAGUUACAACUACAAGAAUGUGAAUCUCUGGGAUAAGAAUUCCCAAGGGGGCCCAGCACCUCGAGAACCAAACCUGCCUACCCCGAUGACCAGUAAAUCAGCAUCAGUCUGGAGCAAAAGCACACCGCCUGCUCCAGAUAAUGGCACUUCAGCCUGGGGAGAGCCAAACGAGAGCAGUCCUGGGUGGGGCGAGCUGGAGGAGCCGGGCGCGUCGACCACAGGCUGGGGGCCUGCACCCUCCAACGCUCCAAAUGCCAUGAAACCCAAUUCCAAAUCUAUGCAAGACGGCUGGGGGGAGAGUGACGGGCCAGUGACAGGAACUCGCCAUCCCAGCUGGGAAGAGGAGGACGAUGGAGGAGUCUGGAACACCGCCGGCUCUCAGGGAAGCGCUUCCUCCCACAACUCAGCAAGCUGGGGACAAGGAGGGAAGAAACAAAUGAAGUGCUCACUGAAGGGAGGAAACAAUGAUUCGUGGAUGAAUCCUCUUGCCAAACAGUUUUCAAAUAUGGGGUUGCUGAGUCAAACUGAAGAUAAUCCAAGCAGCAAAAUGGAUUUGUCUGUAGGGAGCCUUCCAGACAAAAAAUUUGAUGUGGACAAGCGAGCAAUGAAUCUCGGGGAUUUUAAUGAUAUCAUGAGGAAGGAUCGAUCUGGGUUCCGUCCACCUAAUUCCAAAGACAUGGGAACCACAGAUAGUGGGCCUUAUUUCGAGAAGCUGACUUUGCCUUUCUCCAAUCAAGACGGGUGCCUUGGGGAUGAGGCUCCCUGCUCUUCCUUCUCCCCUUCUCCCAGCUACAAGCUGUCUCCCUCUGGUUCCACACUACCCAACGUCAGCCUUGGAGCAAUCGGCACAGGGCUCAACCCCCAAAACUUCGCUGCUAGACAAGGUGGCAAUCACGGUCUGUUUGGAAAUAGCACAGCACAAUCGAGAGGUAUGCACACACCAGUGCAGCCGCUAAAUUCUUCCCCUAAUCUCCGGGCGCAAGUGCCUCCCCAGUUUAUUUCUCCCCAGGUUUCUGCCUCAAUGCUCAAACAGUUUCCCAACAGUGGCCUGAAUCCAGGUCUUUUCAACGUGGGGCCCCAGUUAUCUCCUCAACAAAUUGCCAUGCUGAGCCAGCUUCCACAGAUCCCCCAGUUCCAGUUGGCAUGCCAGCUCCUCUUGCAGCAGCAGCAGCAGCAGCAGCAGCUGCUCCAGAACCAGAGGAAGAUCUCCCAGGCCGUGCGCCAGCAGCAGGAGCAGCAGCUGGCCCGGAUGGUGAGCGCGCUGCAGCAGCAGCAGAGGCAGCCGAGCAUGAAGCACUCGCCGUCGCAUCCCGUGGGGCCCAAGCCGCACCUGGACAACAUGGUCCCCAGCACGCUGAACGUGGGGCUCCCAGACCUGCAGAGCAAAGGGCCGAUCCCCGGAUACGGUUCUGGGUUCAGCUCCGGCGGCAUAGACUACGGCAUGGUCGGUGGGAAGGAGGCUGGGACCGAGUCUCGCUUUAAACAGUGGACCUCUAUGAUGGAGGGACUGCCCUCUGUAGCCACACAAGAAGCCAAUAUGCACAAAAAUGGCGCUAUCGUGGCCCCCGGUAAGGCCCGAGGAGGGUCACCGUACAACCAGUUCGAUAUCAUCCAGGGCGACACGCUGGGUGGCCACACGGGUCCUGCUGGUGAUAGCUGGUUACCUGCCAAAUCUCCACCAACAAAUAAAAUCGGAAGUAAAUCCAGCAAUGCCAGUUGGCCUCCAGAAUUUCAACCAGGAGUGCCAUGGAAAGGUAUCCAAAAUAUUGACCCUGAAUCUGACCCCUACGUCACCCCAGGAAGUGUGCUGGGGGGUACAGCCACAUCUCCCAUUGUAGAUACUGACCACCAACUUCUGCGGGAUAACACCACAGGGUCUAACUCUUCCCUCAACACCUCGCUGCCUUCACCUGGUGCCUGGCCCUAUAGUGCCUCUGACAACUCCUUUACCAACGUCCAUAGCACUUCAGCAAAGUUCCCUGACUAUAAAUCAACAUGGUCCCCGGAUCCCAUCGGACACAACCCCACUCAUCUCUCCAACAAGAUGUGGAAAAACCAUCUUUCCUCAAGGAACACUACCCCGCUGCCCCGCCCCCCGCCCGGCCUGACCACCCCCAAACCGUCCUCUCCCUGGAGCAGCACAGCACCCCGAUCGGUCAGGGGCUGGGGGACACAGGACUCGCGGCUCGCCUCAGCCUCGACCUGGAGUGACGGCGGCUCAGUUCGUCCGAGUUACUGGCUGGUCCUUCACAAUCUCACUCCACAGAUUGAUGGGUCAACCUUGAGAACCAUCUGCAUGCAGCAUGGCCCUCUGCUGACAUUCCACCUGAACCUAACCCAGGGCACCGCCCUGAUCCGAUACAGCACCAAACAGGAGGCGGCCAAGGCCCAGACUGCGCUGCACAUGUGCGUGUUGGGAAACACUACCAUCCUGGCCGAGUUCGCCACCGAUGAUGAAGUUAGCCGCUUUCUGGCGCAAGCGCAGCCCCCGACGCCCGCAGCCACCCCGAGCGCGCCUGCCGCCGGCUGGCAGUCGCUGGAGACCGGCCAGACCCCGUCCGACCCCGUGGGACCCGCGCUGAAUCUGUUUGGUGGGUCCACGGGUCUCGGGCAGUGGAGCAGCGGCGCUGGCGGCAGCGGGGCCGAUCUCGCCGGCGCCUCCUUGUGGGGCCCCCCAAACUAUUCUUCUAGCUUGUGGGGCGUCCCCCCCGUGGAAGACCCCCAUAGGAUGGGCAGUCCUGCUCCUUUACUACCUGGCGACCUUCUGGGAGGAGGGUCCGAUUCAAUCUGAACUUAGAACUUUCAACUCUGACCUCGUGACCUUUUUUGGAACAGCAGCAGCACUAACUUGACCUUUUCGUUUUUUUUUUCAACUUGCAAUAAAUACAUUUUUAAAAGGAAAAAAGAAAACGGAGAGAGAGAAAAAAAAAAAGGUGGGUCACUGACAGACUGAGCACAUAGUUGCCUCCCUUCUAACUUCAGUUUUUUCGUUUGGAAUAUGAAUCCAAAAAGAGAACAUAUCACUCUUGAAAUACUUGAAUCAUGAACGCCAACCUAGAAAGACAAUGUGAAGCAAGUACACAUACCAUUUAAAUUUAAACACAAAAAAAAUUAAAAAAAUUAGUUUCUA
Messenger RNA from Sorex fumeus (smoky shrew), 6733 nucleotides. It is a transcript of the gene TNRC6B, whose product is annotated as trinucleotide repeat containing adaptor 6B. Gene Ontology annotation, molecular function: nucleic acid binding. The coding region runs from base 773 to 6394 and encodes 1873 amino acids. Gene Ontology annotation, cellular component: P-body; nucleoplasm. The record is from RefSeq and is a predicted model, not a curated record. Lineage: Eukaryota; Metazoa; Chordata; Mammalia; Eulipotyphla; Soricidae. Gene Ontology annotation, biological process: miRNA-mediated post-transcriptional gene silencing; positive regulation of nuclear-transcribed mRNA poly(A) tail shortening. The transcript has 26 exons.